This is a messenger RNA of Spodoptera frugiperda (fall armyworm), 2566 nucleotides long. RefSeq names its product gephyrin (gene cin). The coding region runs from base 223 to 2070 and encodes 615 amino acids. Gene Ontology annotation, cellular component: cytosol; postsynaptic specialization; postsynaptic membrane. Gene Ontology annotation, molecular function: molybdopterin molybdotransferase activity. Gene Ontology annotation, biological process: gamma-aminobutyric acid receptor clustering; molybdenum incorporation into molybdenum-molybdopterin complex; establishment of synaptic specificity at neuromuscular junction. NCBI's taxonomy places the organism in Eukaryota, Metazoa, Arthropoda, Insecta, Lepidoptera, Noctuidae. The transcript is spliced from 10 exons. The record is from RefSeq and is a predicted model, not a curated record.
GUCAAUGGUAAACAGCUGAUAACUUGGAUAGAUAAAAAAAUAAUUAGUUUGUCAGUGUUAUUAGCCGGCUUUGGACCUGUUAUAUUUUUUCUUGUGUUUUUAUUAACGCAUCACUCUAUCAGUGUGAUGUAAUAAAGGUCUUGAACUGUCGUUCAUUCACCAACAUAUCAGUUAAAAAUAAUACAAUUUAUUAAAGCGAAGGGGAUAUUAGAGAUCUUCAAGAUGGUGAAAGCGGUAGCAGUGAUCACUAUUAGCGACACAUGUUUCAAAGACAACUCUAAGGACACAUCGGGACCAGCAUUGGCAGACUAUGUCAGGGAAUUAUUUCCUGAGGCCAAUCUCCACACAAUCAUCAUUCCUGAUGAAAAGGAAAUUAUAGAAAGGGAGCUCAAAUACUUUUGUGAAACAAAUCUAGAUCUGGUGUUGACUACAGGAGGCACAGGGUUGACCCCUAGAGAUGUGACCCCUGAGGCAACAAAAGCUAUCAUACAGAGAGAAGUGCCAGGGAUCACUAUGGCAAUAACACUCGCUAGUUUGAAGAAGACACCCAUGGCUCAACUAUCUAGAGCUGUUGCUGGAGUCAGAGAAAAAACCCUAAUCGUUAACUUCCCUGGUAGUAAGAAAGCAGUCACAGAAUGCUUUGAGGUAGUAAAGCCAAUCCUACCUCACGCCAUAUCCUUGAUACACAAUGAAGUGGCGGAAGUCAGCUACAUCCACAACUCUAUGCAGUUCAACCACACUUGCAAGCACAGCAGUAAUGUAGACAUAUCUAAGGUUGCUCUAAGACCUAGAGAGUCUCCAUUCCCCAUGGUGGAAAUGGCAGAAGCUUGUAAGAUGAUUGAUGAUGUGAUGUCUGAGUGGACGGAGAGGCUGGAGAUAGUGACUAUUGAAGAGGGACUCGGCAGAGUUGUGGCACAAACUCUUCAUGCUAAGGAGCCAAUGCCACCAUUCCCAGCAUCAGUGAAAGAUGGGUACGCGUGUCUAAGUAUAGACGGCGCGGGGGUGCGUCGCGUACGCACGGCGGUUACGGCGGGGGAUGCACCCACUGCGCCGCUGUGCGCGGGCGAGUGUGCGCGAGUUAACACCGGCGCCGCAUUACCCGCGGGAGCCGACUGUGUUGUGCAGGUGGAGGACACUAAACUAGUGUCAGCAUCUGAAGACGGACAGACAGAGCUGGAGGUAGAGAUCCUGAAGGCGCCGGAGCCGCAGCAAGAUGUGAGGAAUGUCGGCUUCGACAUCCCCAUGGGAACUGUACUCGUUGACAAAGGUCAAAUACUGGAUUCAGCUAAAAUAGGAAUACUGGCUGGCGCUGGUUAUCAAAAUGUCACCGUGCGAGUGCCUCCUAAGGUGGCGUUACUAUCGACCGGUAAUGAGCUGCAAGAGCCAUCGGAAGUGAAACUCAAGCCAGCGCAUAUUCGUGACUCCAAUAGAACUAUGCUCAGAGUAUUGCUGAAAGAGCACGGCUACGACAGUAUCGACUGCGGCAUCGCGCGCGACUCCCCGCCGGAGAUCGUGGCCGGCAUCGCGGCCGCGCUGAAGCUGGCCGACGUGCUCGUCUGCACCGGCGGCGUCUCCAUGGGCGAGAAGGAUCUGCUCAAACCUGUACUGCUCAAGGACUUCAACGCGACCCUGCACUACGGUCGCGUGCGCAUGAAGCCGGGCAAGCCGUGCACCUUCGCCACCUGCGAGUUCGAGGGCAAGAAGAAGUACAUUUUUGCUUUACCUGGUAACCCAGUAUCAGCGUACGUGUGCGCGCUAGUGUUCGUGGUGCGCGCGCUGCGCGUGUGCCUGGGCGUGCGCGCGGACUGGCCGCGUCUGCGCGUGCGACUCGCGCACGCCGCGCAACUCGACCCACGACCCGAGUAUGCGCGCGCGGCGCUCGAACUACACGCUGAUAAGGACAUGCCUUACGCCACUAUGCUUGGCAGCCAGUGCAGCAGUCGGUUACUGAGUGCGUGCGGAGCUAACGUACUGCUGGAGCUGCCGGCGGCGACGCCCGCGCUGCAGCGACUGCCCGCCGGGGCCGUCGUACCCGCACUCGUCACUGGCAGGCUCGACGUCUAUUCCUAGGCUCGUGCUUUACUAUCAUCAACUCUAUUGCAUGGAGAUAAGGUUCCUUUUUCAUUACCUACUAUGAAGAUUGCCACCCAAAAUUCAACCUUAGCUUACAAGGAAGAUAAUUCUUUGUGCCCAUUUUAAUUAUUGAAGUUUGAAAUGCCGCUAUAUUGCCAUCAUCUCUCAAAAAUCUCAAUACAUUAUCGUACUUAAGUCUUACACAUAAGGCAUGUUUUUGUGCUUUAUGAAUCUCAAAACAUGCGAAUAUAACGUACAAAAUAUGUAGAUAGAUGUAAGGAAAGAAUGUCUACACUAUUUUUGGAAAUUUUAUUUUGUAAGUAUGAAUGAAGUGUUAAUCUGAUUAGCAAUUAAUAUAGUUUUAUAUGAAUAUGAUAUAUAAUACAUAGCUUCAGACUGUUGAGUAAAAGAAUAUUUACCUAUGUGGUAAUUAUUCUCGGUGCUGUUUGUUAGAAAUAUGUAUUACUUUUAUCAAUAAAUUGUUUUAAUUACG